AUGGGUAAAUCGGAAGUGGAGGAUGGGUGUAUGGGCUGCGAUGGAGGUAGUGUGGUAGAGAAAGAGAGGCGUGACUGGUGGCUCGCGGUGGCUUGGGACACAAUGGAGUUGUUGGCAGGACAAAACCUGGGGGUCGACAAUGACAAGAGGAGUCGAUUGAGAGUAGAGAUGGAGAAUUUUGGUUUGGUUCACCGUGGCUCCAUGAUCAGACCCCAAAUCUUGUCUGGCCUCUCAAUAAAGGUCAGAGAUCCUCCGUUCGAAGAUGAACAAGGCAUCAUUGGGCCCCUAGAGGAGAGUUUGUGUAGUGCGGGGGAUUGCCAAAACGCAUCCUCAUAG
This is a messenger RNA of Sphenostylis stenocarpa, 336 nucleotides long. NCBI's taxonomy places the organism in Eukaryota, Viridiplantae, Streptophyta, Magnoliopsida, Fabales, Fabaceae. The record is from the annotation of a GenBank genome assembly.